CCUCAGCUGAGCGAGGCUGCUCUGCUGCCUGCAGAAAUAAGAGACAAUUACAGGCUGGGAGAGGAGAGCGGCGCAGAAGAGCAGGGUGCUCCUCCUCCCUCCCUCUCUCUGUUCUCCCUCUUGCUUUCUCUCUCUCUCUCUUUCUCUCCUGCACCCUCGCUCAUUCUCUCUCUCUCUUUCACACACGCACACUCACGCGCAUCUACAUACACCCUGGCACGCUCACUCUCACCCUCCCUGGGCCAAUUACAAUAUUCAUCAGCGGCAAGAUAGCAAGGCUGUGUAUUUGUGCGGAGCGUGUGCGCGUUCCCUUCUUGCUCGCUCGCUCGCUCUCCGUCUCUCUCUCUCUCUUUCUCUCCAUCUAUCUAACCGGCAGGGGGAAAAGAGAGAGAGAGAGAGAGAGAGGAGGGGGGCUCAGUUUCAUCGCCUUUGCAACUGAGGUCCCAGGAUUCUUGAGCUGUGCCCAGCUGACAAGCUUUUGAAGAUGGCACAAUAACAGUCCAGUGAUGCCUGACCAUGACAGCACAGCCCUCUUAAGCAGGCAAACCAAGAGAAGAAGAGUUGACAUUGGAGUGAAAAGGACGGUAGGGACAGCAUCUGCAUUUUUUGCAAAGGCGAGAGCGUCGUUUUUUAGUGCCAUGAAUCCCCAAGGUUCAGAGCAGGAUGUUGAGUAUUCAGUGGUGCAGCAUGCAGAUGGGGAGAAGUCAAAUGUGCUCCGCAAGCUGCUGAAGAGGGCGAACUCCUAUGAAGAUGCCAUGAUGCCUUUUCCAGGAGCAACCAUAAUUUCCCAGCUGUUGAAAAAUAACAUGAACAAAAAUGGUGGCACGGAGCCCAGUUUUCAAGCCAGUGGUCUCUCCAGCACAGGCUCAGAAGUGCAUCAGGAGGAUGUGUGCAGCAACUCUUCAAGAGACAGCCCCCAAGAGUGUCUUUCCCCUUUUGGCAGGCCUACCAUGAGCCAGUUUGAUAUGGAUCGGUUAUGCGACGAGCACCUGAGAGCUAAGCGUGCCCGGGUUGAGAAUAUCAUUCGGGGGAUGAGCCAUUCCCCCAGCGUGGCAUUACGGGGCAAUGAAAAUGAAAGAGAGAUGGCUCCGCAGUCUGUGAGUCCCCGGGAAAGUUACCGGGAGAAUAAACGCAAGCAAAAGCUGCCUCAGCAGCAGCAGCAGAGCUUCCAGCAGCUGGUUUCGGCUCGGAAAGAACAGAAGCGAGAGGAGCGCAGACAGCUGAAACAGCAGCUGGAGGACAUGCAGAAACAGCUGCGCCAGCUGCAGGAGAAGUUCUACCAAAUCUACGACAGCACAGAUUCGGAAAACGACGAAGACGCCGGCAAUCUGUCCGAAGACAGCCUGCGCUCGGAAAUGCUGGACGCCCGGGCCAGAGAUUCGGUGGGCAGGUCAGAUCAUGAGAUGUGCGAGCUGGACCCGGGGCAAUUCAUCGACCGCGCCCGAGCCCUGAUCAGGGAGCAAGAGAUAGCAGACAACAAGCCCAGAAAGGAAGGCCCCAAAGAGAAAGAGCACGGGCACCACUCUUUCCACCCAGAAGGCAAGCACCUUGCCGAGACCCUCAAGCAGGAGCUGAACACUGCCAUGUCUCAGGUGGUGGACACUGUGGUCAAGGUUUUCUCAUCCAAGCCCGCCCGCCAACUUCCUCAGGUCUUCCCGCCUCUCCAGAUCCCCCAGGCCAGAUUUGCUGUGAAUGGGGAGAACCACAACUUCCACACAGCCAACCAGCGCCUCCAGUGCUUUGGUGAUGUCAUCAUUCCAAACCCGCUAGACACCUUUGGCAAUGUGCCGCUGCCUAAUUCCACAGACCAAACGGAAGCGCUGCCCCUAGUUGUCCGCAAGAAUUCAUCGGACCAGUCGGCCUCUGCCCCUCCUCCCGGCAGCCACCACCCGGCUCUCCAUCAAUCUCCACUGGCGGCUACCGCAGGCUUCACUUCCUCCUCUUUCCGCCACCCCUUUCCGCUACCCCUUAUGGCCUACCCAUUUCAGAAUCCCUUAGGCGCUCCUUCGGCCUCCUUUCCAGGGAAAGACAGAGCUUCCCCAGAAUCUUUAGAUUUAACAAGGGAGACCACAAGUCUGAGGACCAAGAUGUCAUCGCACCACAUGAACCACCACCCUUGCUCACCAGCACACCCUCCCAGCACCGCUGAAAGCCUCUCUAUAUCUCUCAUCAAGUCCGAGUGUGGUGACCUACAAGAUAUUUCCGAAAUCUCACCUUACUCGGGGAGUGCGAUGCAGGAAGGUCUGUCUCCCAACCACUUGAAAAAGGCCAAGCUCAUGUUCUUUUAUACCCGCUACCCAAGUUCCAACAUGCUGAAAACGUACUUUUCAGAUGUAAAGCAUCAUUCAUCCAGAAGAAGCCCAAAGUGCUUUACAAACAGCCAAUAUAGGGAUCAUUCACCCACCACUGAAAGGCAGCCACUUCCGUGGUGGAAGGCAACAGCCAUUCGGGGUCAGCAACACCACACACCAGUAGAUUUCAACAGAUGUAUUACCUCUCAGCUCAUCAAGUGGUUUAGCAAUUUCCGUGAGUUCUACUACAUUCAGAUGGAGAAGUAUGCACGUCAAGCCAUCAACGACGGGGUAACAAGCACUGAAGAGCUGUCCAUAACCAGAGACUGUGAGCUGUACAGAGCCCUCAACAUGCACUACAAUAAGGCAAAUGACUUUGAGCAGGUUCCAGAGAGAUUCCUGGAAGUGGCUCAGAUCACAUUACGAGAGUUUUUCAAUGCCAUUAUCGCAGGCAAAGAUGUUGAUCCUUCCUGGAAGAAGGCCAUAUACAAGGUCAUCUGUAAGCUGGACAGUGAAGUUCCUGAGAUUUUCAAAUCCCCAAACUGCCUCCAAGAGCUUCUCCAUGAGUAGAGAUUUCAACCACUAUUUAUGAAUGUAUAAAAAAUUAGCAGACCCCAUUUUUGAUGCCCAUGUUGUGCAUGUGAGUGUGUGUGUGUGUACGUGUGUCUAUAUUAAUUUCAUAUAUAUAUAUAUAUAUAUAUAUAUAUAUAUAUAUAUAUAUAUAGAAUCAAAUAAGAAUCCACCAUGAUUAUUUUUAUUUGAUAAGUAACAAGUUGAUAAUUAUUUUAACUCCAAGUUUUGUUUUACUUUUGCCCAUGAUUUUUAAUAUUUGGAAGGGGAAACAUUUGAGUUACUUUUCUUUUUCAGGGAGAAGAAUGUUUUGAAGUGUGUGCAAGCCUGUUUUAGUAAGUUUAGGGCAUUACAUUUUGCUACAAAGUGGCAUUUUGUCUUAGAAAGACAAAUGUCGCAAUCCUACAGUGAUGUUUUCUUCGUUUGUACGAAGCUCGCAAUUCUAGAGAGGCAUUUUACAAGCAUAGAGCUUUCUAAAUUUUAGCUCAACUGUUCAUUGAAGGCGGUAGAUUUUUUGUGUUAUAGUUUAGAAGACAUAUAAACAACCCUUUCAGUUACUUGAACGUCAAAGGCAGUAUCUAUCCACACCGGUCUUCAAGCUUUUCUCUUACAAGGACAACAUAUGCCCUCCCCCCAAAUCAUUUUGCCCCGUUUUCCAGUGCCCCUAGAUGCUGCUGCAGCCAUGUGCAUCUUCUGCCAUAUACCCCACUGCAAUGUUCUUCAACCUUCUGUCCCCAGAUAGCGUAAGGUCAUAAAACCAUAGAAUUGGAAGGGACAACAUUCAUCAUUGGACAACAGUUCUCAUCAGCCACAGCCAUUAGCCAAUGGUUAGGGAAGAUGGGAGUUGUAGUCCAACAACAUCUGGAGACUCAAGAUUGAAGAAAACUUCUCUACUGCAGUGAUUUCCCCAUCUUGUCCAUCCCUUCAGUAAGGUAGGGAAUGGAGAGGAAGAGUUUCUGUGAACCCACUGCAGGCCUGAAAAGGCUCUAUUUUGGAUUGGACCAAGAUUCCAGCAAGGUUCGGGUUCAAACAGAUUAGGGAGAUGGAGUUAGAACCCCAGAUUCCAGUGCUGAGAGUUUUGCUUGCUUUUGAGCUUUGCUCCCACCACUGUUCACCUAAAUCUUGCCGCCACCACCACCCAACUGCAUUUCAAACAAAGCAAUACUGCAAGUAAAUUAAGGCAAGGGGUUUUGGUAUUAUCGAAGAGGCUAUACACAGCAUUCUAGGAGUGAUUUUAAGUGUCGUAAUAAUACGGUCAGCUUAUAAAAGCAGUAGUAUUUCACUCUCCGUAGAGCAAAAAACAAAACAAAACUCUUGUAUGGCUCUCAGCCAUAGCUGAGCAUUUUUAAGUCCCUGUAUUUCACCAGUAAAUAUUGUGGUAACUCUCUCCUGUGGGAAUCGGUGUGCCUUUAAGGUUACAAUCCUAUGCACACAUACUCGGGGAGGUAUGUGCCAUGGAACCUAGAACUUACUUCUGAAUAAUUGUUGUUAGGAUUAAUCCGCUUUAUUAAGGUGUCCUUUCCCUUUACCACACUGAACGGUCAGGUUUCCCCCACAUCCUGGGAGCCAUCUUUAUCAAAAUACGUUCCUCUGUCCCAACCAGACCCUCAAGUGGUGUAUAUAUUUGAUAUUUCACAUUUUUACCUGAAAAGUAAUGUUUGAAAUUACCCUUUCAUCUGAGAAACACUGUAACAUACCUUUGCUUUAUUCUAAAAAUUAAUUGCUGAAGAAGCAAAAAAGAAAAAAAGAAAAAUGUAAAGCAAAGCAAAACAAAAAGAUACGUCGGAUCAAAGUACAAGAAAGCUUGUAUUUUUCUGGCUGGGGUUGAUGGGAGCUGACAUGUGGAGGGCACCAGAUCAGAGAAAGCUGGCACAGAGACAUUUAAGACAUUUUUGUUUAAAGGAAUAAACACAGCACAAUACAUAGAGAGAACACAACUCCAGCAAAAAUGGGCUAUUCCAAGUUUCAUUGAACCCAGCAGGAACUUAAGUGGUUAACGGUGCUUUCUCACUUCCUUGGAGUUGAGGAGGCUUCAGUGCCUCUGGGUUUGUUGCCUAUAAAUCACGGAGAAACUUUAUCCCUGUCUUUUGGGCUAGGGAAGCAGAAGCUAGCCACUUUUAUUAUUUCCUCAAUCGUAAGUGAUUCAUUAACACGGAAGUAAACUUGAUCAAACCACUUCUCUUCUACAACAAAAGUCAGCGGCAUAAAAUAAAAAAAGAGCGUAGUGCUUACCAGAAUGGGGCUUACCAGUGCUUUUCUGUCACUUCUCAUCAAGAGAACUUUCCCCUUUUCACCACCACCUUGCGUUGAAGAGCCACAUGCAUCAAUGCGAGUCCCAGCUGCAGACAAAUAUGAUUUCACCAAGGCCAAACGAGACAUGAUUCUUCCUUGUAACACCCAAUGGAAAUGGCCACCAUAUGCAUAUUCCUGCCCCUCUGUAAUAUCUACUAUACAUCACUAUAUGCAGCCCAUAAUGUUCUAUGCUUGUCCACCUGCAUGGGGCAGGAAGAUACCACAAUAGCCAAUUGCUUUAUGUUGUUGCUGUGAGGAGAUAGACACAUGGCGGCCAUUUCUGGCGCCGAGUGGAUAAAACAAUAUGGGUCUGAAUAUAAGCCAUCCCCAAAUCUAGCCACUCCCUAUAUGGAUUUGUUAAAUCAAGGUAUCUCUAGCUAUAAGAGCACAAUCGUAGACUGUAUUCAGGUUUAUACAAGCCAGAUUUGGGGGAGGGGCAGGAGAGCGUGGCCUAUAUUCAGACCACUGCAGCACUUAGCGGAUCUAGUUGGCCCUGAUUUUUGACAUUUACUGAAACAGAAUUCAUAUUUUAAAGCAGCCACAGAUGGAAUUUCUCCACAAGGUGACCAAAAUAAGUUUACCUUAGAGUGGAAAAUUAGUAAUAGGAGUUGAAUGAAUACAACUGCAGUGAAUUGAUACAAUAACCAGCUUUUUUCUUAAAAGCUUGCUGUUAGUUUUAAAUGCUUUCUUCAGUGGUCUCCUUUUUACUUUGGGCAUUUUUGCAAAGGUGUAGUGUCUAGUAAUGUUUUCUUAUAUUCUAUGGCACUAUGUAUUUGUCGUUUCUCUGUUGUCUUUUGUACAGAUGCAGUAAGAAUUUAUUGUUAUCUGGGCUAGCAGUUUUCCUUAUCCACCCCUUACUGGCAAUUUGAUACAGAUUUGAUACCAGUUAGCCAAGGUAUCUUUUUUAUAGCUUAGCAAUUUAAUUUUUUUUAAAGGACCCUACCUUUUACUCCAUUUCUUGAACUUCAUUUUUUUUUCUUAUUAAACAAUUGUCUUUUGAGUUUGAAGAGUGAAAGUUUACCCCAUGCAACAUUAUAUAUAUUUUGAAAAAGCUGACCUAGUCAUUGCGAAGAUGCUUCAUUUACAAAUACUGCUUGAAGAGACAGAAAUGGAUGAAAGUAGUAGUCAGUGAAAGCCUUAAAAACCUGCUGAUUAAAAACAAGCAAACUAGGACACCAGGACCACAAUCUAGCGACCCUCUUCCACAUGCAAUAACAGAAUUUAUCCAUGCUGAGUACCCAUUUUCUUGGUGCAAGACUUUUGCACAAUAAUACAAGCAAAUACAUUCAGGCAACAUACACUACAAGCAAAGCCCAAUGGGUCUUUUCAUAUGUAACAUCCCUGGCCCAGUAAACCAUGGUUUUUUAAACUAGGAACAUGGCUCUCCCCUUGCAUGUCAUCCUUAGCACUUCAAUCCUGGUUUGUUUAAAAUCUAGUUCCCAAUCGUAUCCAAACUUGGGAGCUGUGAUACCAGUUUAUUAACCAGGAUCUUAAACUACAGUUUGAUCCACAUUCAAGAACCUGGCUAGUAACCUGACAUCAAACCGCAGUUCCCUGUUUCGGACAUGAACCAUAGUUUAUACAGACCAGGAUAUAAGUGCCAAGCAGGUGCACAAAGUGAGGAAGCAAGGGCAGAGCUUUCUGGCUUGGCACUUGUUCCUAUCUUCAUAAACUAUGGUCUAUUGAAUGUCUGAACUGCGCCUAAUUGUACAUAAGCUUCUUUUUUCACUUGCCACUCUGUGGAUUGCAGCCCCUGCUGUUAUUUUCAGAUGUGAAUUGUGUCUAUGCAGUGUAGGUGAUUUAGCCAAUACCAUGGGAUAAAGGACCACCAAUUAGUUGUAGUAUGCUCUGCACUCAAAGCAAGCCAUGCUGCUUCUAGACUUCCUCUAAAGUACUUAGUACAGUUUUGCUUUUUGCAUCCAUACAGUUGACAGCAUAAUUGCCACUUUUAAUUUGUGCACAAUGGGCAGACCAUUGCAUCCAUUGUAUAUGUCGGAUUUUGCUGACGAUCUCCUGCAACCCCACGUUCAGGAUGUUUGUCCCUGUUCCAAGCACUGCUGGCCUAGAUGUGCUUAGUGACAUUGGAGGCAGAGCUACUGCCAUGCCCAAAUAAUGACUGCAGCUCUAGAUUUCUGCACUAGCAAGUAUCUCUUGCUUGAAGUACUUACUGCUGUGCUUUCUGUCCUGCUGUGCCAUUGCUUCUCAGAACAUCUCAAUAUGCUUCUUCAUUGAGUAAUGGGACUAUUCCAUUUCUGAUUCAGGACACAUUUCUGCUGAAGCUUUCUGGAAAUGUAGAGGAGGCCUUCAAGAGCUAUUCCCCCCCCCCAAUGCUAUCACAAGAACAAUUUACCAUUGGGCUGUGCAUAUACUUAACUUUAUUAAUUGGGGAGGGGACCCAUUUUUGUAGCGAUCGCUUACAUACAGAGUCUGCUGUUUCAUUGGCCAGUUUCACAUGUAAUCCUAAGGUAAACCAUGGCUAAGCGUGAACGUGCAAGUGGGGAAAAUUCAUAGUUUCUUCACGCCUCUCCUGGUCCUGCUACUGUCAUGUUAUGACAUGGUUUAGUUUUGUGUUAUGUCUGAACUCAGGCUAAUGGUUUGUCUUGCUCCAGACAAACCACAAGCUGUAGCCAUGGUUUGUUCUUGGCUUACGGAGGGAGACUCAGCUUUAGACAUAAUGUUGAACCAAACCAUGUUUUACUUUUGGGUAGUGCAGGAUUGAAGCAGCCACACUUUACAUCUGAGUAUUGACACAAUUGUUCACUUUUGCUAAGCUAUGUUUUGCCUUUGCAUUAUGUGUGAACUCAGCCACCUAGAAACAUAAAAAACCCCACAACUACCAUACUAAAGCCAUACUUCACAUAUAAUAUAUAUUAGAUGCAAUUCUAGAAAAAUUUUCCUUAUACGUGUUUUUGUUUUCGCUGUUAAUUGUUAGCAUUACUGGUUUUGUGCGAUUAUCACUACUAUAAUUAUUAUUGACUGAAAAUGUGAUUAUUUGAAUUUGGUUGAACACUACAGCUUGGGGCAUUAUUUUAUUUAUUUAUUUAUACGUAGCAUACAUCAAAUCACUAGUGAAUGACACACAAGAAUGCUAAGGAAGGAGAAACAGGCAAGUCUUGAUCUGAUAUAUUGACAUAUACAAUUCAACUAGAUUUAUGGUGACUUCAUUGCAUUAUAUAGCCAUAUUGCCUUUGUGCCUUCCAAGGCACAUAAAAUAAAAUAGAAAGCAUCGAUCUUUGCUGUACUUCAAGUAAUCUUCAUCAUCAUUGCUCUUUAAUAUUCCCCAUAUAUAUAUAUAUAUAUAUAUAUAUAUAUAUAUAUAUAUAUAUAUAAUUUGAUCUGACCCUGAUCCUACAAAUGUCCAUUGCCAUGGAAGUCUUUUGUGCGGAAGGGGUUUUCCCCUACUGUGCUGCCCAUUAUAAUCCCAUUAUGAAGAAAGCAAGAAUGCUAAGCCUAAAAAAACACAUAGGAUUGCAGUUGAGGCAGCUGCCUCUGCCAUGCCCCUAAUAAUGGCUUUGUAGGUGAGCUCCUCCAGAUAUACAGGGUAUAGCAGUACUGGCUGGAAUAUAUUCCUGGGGAGCAGACCUGAGUGAAGACCAUCGCUCACCCCAAAGUCGGUUAAGCUAAGCUUACCAGAUGUCCCCGUUUCCUGGGGACAAUCCCCGGAUUUACAAAUCAGUCCCCUGACAAAAUCCAUCUAUUUAGUAGGAAGUUGAAAAGUGUCCCUGGAUUCAUUGAAAAAAAAUCUGGUAACCUUAGGUUAAGUGGCCAUGCCCAACCAACCAAGCAACCAACAUCCCACCCAUAAAAACUGGGAGAAUUCAGUUCCCAGUUGCAGGAGAGCCAUUGCCUUUGCAACCUCUGCAAAACCAACAUGAGCUUGUAGUGCAGAUGUGCUUUUGCCAUUACGAUGUGUCUUUUGCGGCAGCUUUGCCUAGCGAUAGCAGUUGCUGGUGUCGUAUUGCCAUAGCUGUCAACUUUUCCCUUUUUUUAAGGGAAAUUCCCUUAUUCCGAAUAGGAUUCCUCACAAGAAAAGGGAAAAGUUGACAGCUAUGCAUAUUGCUGACCCUGCGCUGCUGAGCCUGGGAUGUCAGCAAACUACCGCAGGCGUGGCAUGGAGCAGGGCCCGCAAUAAUCACACCCCCCUCUCUCACACAGACACACACACACACAUCAGCUGCCAUGCCGUUUCUGAGCAAAACUGUGCAUCGGAUUGGGUCAUCAGGCUGCUUUUGUUGUGGUAAAGAAAGGUUUACAUGGGGAAAGGAGUUCAGAAAUAGCUGUGAUCCAACACUGGCCCUUCCACCUCCCCGAUCUGUGUUGACAAAGGUGAGGUUAUAGUGAGUGCCUAGACCUUACAUUCACCAGCAGAAGGAUUAGGGAACAACAACACAACAAAAAUCCUUCAAAUCACCAGUUUUUCCUCCCCUUCACAAGUACAACUGUUCUUGUGCCUUCUGUGGCUUAACAAUUUUCAUCUUUUUGAACCUUUUCCUGCCCCUUUCCUCACAGCCGCAAUAAGCUAGGUUCUUUUCUCCCACCCUCUCCCACCCUGUUUUUUCAGCUCUUUGACAUGAUGUUAGCUAUGCAUAUUUUGUGUCUUUUUAAAGAAAAAAAAAUUAAAAAGCAGGAGACUAAGUUUUUGAAGAAGAGAAUUUUUAGAACAGUUUGAUAAUGCAAAUUAUUUUUUUCUCAGUCCUUUGGGCGGCAUUCAAUUUUGGAAAAAAACAACAAAAUCUUGUAGAAAGCCAACUUUUUUGUAAUAGUGGUGCAGAUCUUGUGUUUUCUUAGCCUAAUAAAAAGUAGUAUAGAAGCAAUAUUUCAUACGUAAUAUAUAUAUGUGUAUACAUAUACAUACAUAUAUACCCACAUAUACAUACGAUAAUAUAUAUAUAGAUAUAUAUAUAUGUAUAUAAGCUUAUACACACACAAUAUGCGUGUGAAGUGAAAAGCUUACCUUUUUCCAAUGUAGAUUAAGAACCUAUUUUAGACAUUUGUUAUGUUUUGUGAGAAGAAUGUUCUAUUUGAAACUAUGAAACAUUUAAUUCUUACUGUAUCUCUGGUUGUGUAAUGGGAGCGCUUCACAUUAAAUGGUUUUUAAAAAGUGAAAGAUAUUAGAAUGUAGUAAUUAUUUAAUGAAGUGUUCGCCCAUAUAAUCCUGAGGUUUGCUUUUGUGCCUCUGAGUAUUAUUUAAUUUAAAGUGUUUUAAGUUUGCAGAAUCAUUGUUACUGUACCAGGUAUGUGGGUGAACAUCUAUAGCUGAGGGGAACUUUUAUAAAGCAAUGUAUAUAUUCAGCUUGACGGCUUUUCUCAAAUAAAAGGCACAUGAUUUUAAUAACUACACUCUGAGAACAUCUGUUAAAUUUAUAAGAAACGCUGCAGUAACUGUAUAGAUAGUUGAAAGCAUUCUUUAAAACCCAGCUCAAUACUUUUUAAAAGAGCUCUCUCUCUCUCUCUCUCUCUCUCUCUCUCUCUCUCUCUCUCUCUCUCAUCAUGUGUCCAGGACAUGAGUGAUUCAGUUUCUGUAAAAUUACUGAAUUUCCCCCCCUUCCCAUGUGCACAAAAUAAUUUAUUGGCAAAGGGUUCCCUCCCUCCAGGUUAAUAGUAACUAAGAAAUAAAAGUGAAGAUUUUGUGGCUUUAAAUAUAGGACUUUCACCAGCAGAACAGAAAGAUAUAAAUAUAUAUAAAUAUAUAUAAAUAAAUAAAUAUAAAUAUAUAUAAGAAGUGGUUUGCAAACCCCCUCAAAUGAGCAUUGUACAUGAAAAUGAAUCAAAAAUUAAAAAAAAUAAAUCCUCCUCUAUUUGUCAUGUGUAUUAUAUAGUAAUUAUUGAUGUUCUAGUGCAAAGACUUCUUUUGGGUAUCUCUUCUGUGUUUUGACAUUUUUUUAUAAGCAUUGUUUUCAAAAAGCUCCCCUUUCAAGAAUGUAACUGAUUUAUAUGAGUAAGCAGUUACUGUAUUGCACUUAAAUGUUCUGUUGAAGGAAAUGCAAUUUUUGUUUUUCUGUGGAACUGUUGGCUGUAAAAAAAAACACAAAAACAAAAAAAAACCAUUGAAAAUGCUCAUAUUUUCAGCUGGGAUUAAAAAAAAAAGCUGGUGUUUAACUUUUGUGUCUUCUUAGGAAUAGGUCUGUUUCGAAGUAGGAAAGGUGGUGAUUUCAGGCAUUUUUCUUGUUUUCCUUUUGCCAUCUGAGACCCUCAGUUUAUGUUCUCAGCUGUCAUCAGAAAUAUUAAAAAUUGUACAAGAUAUAUACAGUCAAAUCUGGAUGAGACUCAACCUUGAAUUCUAGCCCGAGUAUGUAUGGCCUGGACUUUCACAAGGCAUUAAUAACAGUAUAACACUGUAGGUCAGACUUUCUUCAGCCUGGUGUCCUUCAGGUACAGAUGGACUUCAGUUCCCAUCAGCCCCGCCAAUGGCUAGGAAUGAUGGGAUUUGUAAUCCAGUUAAACUUGGAGGGCACCAAAUUGAGGUAUGCUGCUGUAGGUUUUGACACACACACAAACACACGUUCGUUUAGUGAGAAGAUAUUUGGCCAUAUAGAUCUGGACGAAAGACUCAGAGAAAUUUAUUUAUUUAUCUGGAAGAAUCAAAGGUUAAGGCAUAAACUUCUCUUGUCCCAGCUACUUCUCAUAUGUAUAUAGUUAGGAAAGUGACAAAAACACUGCCUUUAUAUUAUUUAGCAAUAUGUUGUAAAUAGCAUUAUUAAACUUUUUUUUGUAAUAAAGACCCUUUAAUUUGAACUUAGUACAAUAACUGAAUUAAUAAAGUCAAUUUUUGAAUUUUUUUUUAAAUUUAUUUUUUAGCUAGAGGCAAUUUCAACUGUGGAAUUUUCUUUUUGUUUGUUUGUUGAUGUUGUUGUCUAUUGUUCUGAAGACUUUGCAUAAUUUAUUGGUUUAAUUUAUCCUAAUUUAUUUGAUGGUGUACAAUUUUGUAUUGCCAAGGAUGUACUGUAAUAUUAAUUGAUGAUGUGAUAAAACAUGAAGACUCCCCUGUCUGUAUGGAGGGAAAAAAAGGUGCAGUAGACAAUUGAUUUUGGGGGGCGGGGAAUUACAAUUCUAGCUUGGCAGCUACUAAAUUGAAAAGAAAUCAGGAAAAAAAUGUUUUUUGGGGUUGGGGGGGUUGGGGUGGGAGGGAGGGAAUCUUAUUUUGUGUGUUUUAAGCUUUUGUAUACUCUCCAGACCUUUACCUUUUUGCUUUGUACCACUUAAAGGAUACAGUAGUUCAAUUGCCUUGUGUGCCUUCCAUCUUCUCUGAACUGAAUGUAUGUGCAGUAUAUAUGCAAGCUUGUGCAAAAUAAAAUAUAAAUUACAAGCUCA
Podarcis raffonei (Aeolian wall lizard) is the source of this 12464-nucleotide messenger RNA. It is a transcript of the gene PROX1, whose product is annotated as prospero homeobox 1. NCBI's taxonomy places the organism in Eukaryota, Metazoa, Chordata, Lepidosauria, Squamata, Lacertidae. Gene Ontology annotation, molecular function: DNA-binding transcription factor activity, RNA polymerase II-specific; RNA polymerase II cis-regulatory region sequence-specific DNA binding. Gene Ontology annotation, cellular component: nucleus. The record is from RefSeq and is a predicted model, not a curated record. Gene Ontology annotation, biological process: regulation of transcription by RNA polymerase II. The coding region runs from base 507 to 2861 and encodes 784 amino acids. The transcript has 6 exons.